AUGCUGUGGAAAAGAAAUUGGGGGAAAGAGUUCCCAGAUCUCCUUCGAGAUUUGAAAGAAAACAAAAUACAUGCUUGUGGUACAGUGAAUCCAAGAAGAAAAUCUUUACCUAUGCUGAAAAGUGACAAGGAAAUGAAAAGGGGUGACUAUGAUUGGGCUACUAGCAAUACAGGCCCUAGUGUGAUGAAGUGGAAAGAUAAGAGAUCCAUCCAUCUGCUUUCAAAUUUCCAUGAUCCAACUCAAACAACAGAGGUUACAAGAAAGGAAAAAGAUGGAAAUGAAAUAAAAGUUUCUUGCCCCAUUGCUCUCUCCGAUUACAAUGACAACAUGAAUUGUGUAGAUAUAGUUGACCAUCUGAAGGGCGUAUAUGAAACUGACAGAAAGAGCAGAAAGUGGUGGCACAGAAUAUUUUGGUACUUUAUUGAUGCCACCGUGGUGAAUGCUUUCAUCAUCCAUAAAGAAAUGAAGUUGCCUAAGAUGACUCUGAAGGACUUCAGAAGAGAUAUCGCAAGGGAUUUAGUGGCACCUGCCUUGGUAGCUUCAAGAGGUAAAAAACGAAGUCUGAGCAGCCAUCUCCAGUUCAACAAGAAGAAACCCAAUGUUCCGAAAUCUGUGCAUCUUGAAAGUUCAUCUCAUCAAACAGAAAGAUCUACAAGGAGGAGAUGUGCAGCAUGUAGUUCCAAGAAACAACAAAUUCGCACCGACUGGAUGUGUAGUGUGUGUAAGGUUCCUCUAUGGUUAGGGAAAAGGAAGAUAUGCUUCCAAGACCAUCAUGCAUCUUGA
This is a messenger RNA of Schistocerca piceifrons (Central American locust), 783 nucleotides long. RefSeq names its product piggyBac transposable element-derived protein 4-like. The transcript has 2 exons. The record is from RefSeq and is a predicted model, not a curated record. Lineage: Eukaryota; Metazoa; Arthropoda; Insecta; Orthoptera; Acrididae. The coding region runs from base 1 to 783 and encodes 260 amino acids.